Messenger RNA from Lachancea thermotolerans CBS 6340, 1794 nucleotides. It is a transcript of the gene AEP3, whose product is annotated as Aep3p. The coding region runs from base 1 to 1794 and encodes 597 amino acids. Gene Ontology annotation, molecular function: protein binding. The record is from RefSeq and is a predicted model, not a curated record. The transcript has a single exon. Lineage: Eukaryota; Fungi; Ascomycota; Saccharomycetes; Saccharomycetales; Saccharomycetaceae.
AUGGGACUUCUUGCAACAUUAGGAAGUGGGAUAGCGAAGAAUGGUAUCAGAGAGCCAUCUGUCGUUGCAGAAAAGUCAUUUCGUGCAGUACCUACUAAGGCUCGUUGUGGGGUAGACCUGAAAGUUGAUCGACAAGGCGGCGUACAACCAACAAAGUUGAAGAAUGAAUACGUAUUGCGGAACAUUCAUGUGGUUGGUAAAGGAUCGAACUUCGAGAGAUCCGCUGUUCAAGACUAUCUGAGCCCCUUCACGUCGCAUCAAUUUGCUAGACACAAAUUACCAUGCGCCUACAAUGAAGACCGCGCGAGAGCAAACUUCACAGCAUUGAAGAAGCUGAAGUCAUCUAAAAACUCAGAAACACUUUUGUUCAGUAGUUCGCAGCAGUACGUUGGGGAAAUGAUACCCCUGCUUGUUGCGUUGACUCCUCAAGAAGUGUCGACAGGUCAUGCUAAGAGAAACUUUCGCAGUGAAGUUUUUGAAGAAAUACCAUCGAUAAUUGACUUCACUCAAAACGCAGAAAGUUUUGCAAACUAUGUGACUCUUCUGACGCAUUCGAAGUUUUAUUACAAAAAGUCAUCAUUUCUAAAUGGCGUUAUACCAAAAAUACUUCGCAACAUAUUGCAUCCUUCGAAUAUGAAAACUAUGCAAUUCCGGGAUGUCGGUGUUUUCAAUGAUGUAAUAUUCUUUUUCAGUGAGAAAUCUGACUAUGCUACCUGCAGGGAGCUAUUUUCUCAGAUGAAGCUAGAGGGUGUAAAGCCAAACACAAAGACCUUCAAUCUCAUGCUUCGUAACGCUUUAAAAAACUCACAUAUUCGAAAGUCGAGACACCCACUUCAUGAUGCUGUGUAUUACUUGAGGCAGAUGCAGCAUCAUGAGAUCAAGGCGGAUGCAGUAACCUGGGUCACCUGUUUCAACCUACUUCUUGAAGAUAUGUCGAGGGACGUAUUUUUGGAAAACAUGAUAAAGAGUAAUGUGCCUAUAACCCCUCAGCUUGUGUUGGCAGUCUUGAGCUCUAAUCCCUUGAAUUCUUCGCAAGCAUUGAAAUUUCUUUCAGAGUAUUCCGUACCCCUCAACUCAAAGCUCUUCAAUUUCUGUAUUAAAAAGCUUCUCAGUGAAGAAAAAUACGAGGCGGCUUGGGCGUUUGUGGAUCACGCUCACAAAAACGCUGAUUUCAAUUUGGACCACGAAAGCUUGAACGCAUUUUUGAGACGUUUCGCGGAAUCAGGACGACUCGAUUUGGCGCUUCUAACUUUCAACACCGCUUGCAAGCGCUACCAGAUAUCAGGUAAUCUGCACUCUUUCGACAUGCUAUUCAAGGCUUUGGUGAGGAACGGUUACACUCAAAACUUUCCGAUAGUUUUUGAGUACCUCUCGAGGAAAAGGAGGCGAUAUGCCAGAGGAGUGCAGAUAUUUAGUUACUGGCUGUCUAAAGCUCAUUCGAUGGUGAAGUUUAACAUGAAGCAUCAAGUCACUGAAGGUGAUAUUGAAAAAGCCAAAUCUCUUCUGGACAGCGCCCUUUGGACUUCAAAGGGGCUGAGGUGGAAGUGCUGGAGAGAAAGCGAACAAUCCCAGCGGAAAGUUUUCCGAUAUCUGGGUUGUAUCCCAACUACAGUUAAAGCGAAAACAACGCAUUUCAUACAUGAUACCUCACCUGAAGCGUCCGCCAAAAAAGUUAAGUAUAAGAAUAGGAUAAGAUUCCUUGCCAUUCAAAAUGCAAUGGCUAAGCGAAUACCCUACGCUCACGAUAGGUACCGCGCUCUGAAAGAAGAACUUCGCCACAGGGGCAUAAUGUAG